Molecule: messenger RNA, 1020 nt
Organism: Aspergillus terreus NIH2624
Lineage: Eukaryota; Fungi; Ascomycota; Eurotiomycetes; Eurotiales; Aspergillaceae
Product: ribonuclease H2 catalytic subunit RNH201
Exons: 1
Coding region: 1-1020 (339 amino acids)
Biological process (GO): mismatch repair; DNA replication, removal of RNA primer
Cellular component (GO): ribonuclease H2 complex
Molecular function (GO): RNA-DNA hybrid ribonuclease activity; RNA binding
Source: RefSeq, a predicted model, not a curated record
AUGGCCGAGUCAACGCGCGAUUCACCUCCGGAAGCCUCAAUUCCCACCAACUUCAUCCCGCCCAGCAUUGAUCUCUCGCAAUUAUUCACUGGACAAUCGCACGCCUACUACUCCGCCUGUCCUCCCCUUCCUACAGAUGUCUCCGCGUCGGAAGCAGACUCGCAGAAUUACUUCGUCCUGGGCGUCGACGAAGCCGGCCGCGGCCCCGUUCUAGGCCCUAUGGUCUACAGCGCGUUCUACCUCCCCCACGACCUCCACCAUUCCCUCCUCGCUCAGAAAUACAGCUUCGACGACAGCAAGGUGCUCACGCCGGCGGUUCGCCUCAACCUCAUGCGCACACUUUGCACGCCGGGAACGCCCCUGUUCGAGUCGUGCGGAUGGGCCACCAAGCUUCUCACCGCGCAGGACAUUUCCUCGGGCAUGAUGCGUCCUGCGGCCGCGGCCUACAACCUGAACGCGCAGGCGAUGGACGCGACGAUAGAAAUUAUCCGUGGGAUUGUCGAAGAGCGCAAGGUCAACGUGAGGGAAGUGUAUAUCGACACGAUCGGAAACCCGGCGUCGUACCAACAGAAACUGGAGAGGAUCUUCCCGACUCUGAAGAUUACGGUGGCCAAGAAGGCUGACUCGUUAUACCCGUGCGUCAGUGCUGCCAGUGUUGCGGCCAAGGUGACGCGAGAUAUCGCGCUUGAGCUCUGCUAUGAGGAAAUCAUGAAAGCCAAGUCGCUCGAUCAGUCGCAGACGACAACCGACACCUGGGGUAGUGGCUAUCCUUCAGACUCCAAAUGUGUUGGAUGGCUUCGAAGGAACAUGGAUCCUGUCUUCGGUUGGGGUAAUGAAUGCCGAUUUAGCUGGGGUACUGCUAAAGAAAUGCUGGAGUUGAAAGGCGGCGCCAGAGUCGAUUGGCCGGAAGAGGAGAAUGAACAGAUUAGAGACUUUCUCCUGAUGUCUACAGGGGGCGCCAAGAAUAGAGAUCAUGAGCUAUGUGAAUGGUUCGGUCAUAGAACGACAGAAAUUCUGUGA